GUGGUCUGGAUGAAUACUGAAUAACAGUGACCCAUGAUUGCAUUAAUGACGCGUCAGCUACAAAAGGUGAAUCUAAUCACAUUCUAGUAUAGCAAUGUGAAAUAAAUUAAUACUGAAAGAGUGUGGCAGCUCUUCUUACUGUCAUACGGCACCGCACGAGAAUAAUAAAUAAUGCUUGUACUUAUAUCAAGUUACAACGAUACCUGAUUUAUUAAUAAUAAUUUACAAUACGUUUUACAUUAAGAAGUUGAAUAUUCGUUAAAUGGAAUUCUAUGUUAAAGAGAAACUGGCCUGCGAGCCUUUUAAAUCGGAUUCAUUCUGUUCGUAGAAAUUGGUACGUUCCCAGGCGGUGAGAGACGCCUAUUUUCUCGUGUUUCACCGGUGCACCUUGACGAAAUCACGACAACUCGUGGUCGUAUCAUGUUCAUCUUUUGUAAAAUACGCGGCCGAGACCGCGACGAACGACGUUUGACGUCACCGAAUUAUUUCCAAGUUAAUCACGCGGCGAACAGCGAUGAAUGAGUCAAACUUGACUCACGGUGAAAGUUGCCUAAGCCGCGGGACGUUCGGCACAUACUUGCGUUGCGCGUUAUGCAAAUCGCUGAUUGUGUUUAUUACCGGCUUGCGUCGCGUUCACUGUUUCCAUUCAUGGAUAGAAUAGCGAUAACAUCCUUUUUCGAUUCAAUUUCAAGUAAUCGACUCGACGCACGUGUUUACGUAGGUGCAAACGUGUUACACACACCCGCGCGUUAAUUAUUACGUACUUUAACAACUAAUUGUAAGGACAACACACAUUACUGGAAGUUGUGAAAAAGAAAUGCUGUGCCACUUCAGAACUCGACAAAAAAAAGUCCCACGAUGGAAGGAGGAAAGGAAAGGAGCAGAUGGAGUACUGGAUGGCGAGCAACGAGACCGGUCACAAUGCCAGAGAGGAGACACUCCAGGCGGUCCUCAGGGAUCCAGGAUCGGCGGUCCUCUUCGUCGGGUAUCCGCGAUGGCUACUUCACUUCGCCGCCGGAUGUUGCAUACUUUUCAUGCUCGUUGGCAUACCGGGAAAUCUUUUCACCAUCAUCGCCCUUUUCCGCACCAGAAAGUUAAGGAACGCCACAGCGAUCUUCAUUAUGAAUCUCUCUGUCUCCGAUUUAAUGUUCUGCUGUUUCAACUUGCCCCUCGCCUCGUCGACGUUUUGGCACAGCUCCUGGACUCAUGGACCACUUUUGUGUCGAUUGUUUCCUUUGUUAAGAUACGGUCUGGUAGCGGUGAGUCUCUUCACUAUAUUGGCGAUCACAAUCAAUCGUUACGUUAUGAUAGGACACCCCAGGCUUUAUCCUAGACUGUAUAAACCACGAUACUUAGUACCGAUGGUUUUAAGCACAUGGAUCCUCGCUUUUGGUGUCCUGAUCAUCACGUGGUUUGAAAGAUGGGGUCGUUUCGGGAUGGAUGUUGCUAUAGGUUCCUGUUCUAUUCUACAAGACGAGAAAGGUCGAAGUCCAAAGGAGUUCCUCUUUGUCGUUGCCUUUCUGAUACCUUGCGUCGCGAUCGUCGUUUGUUACGCAAGAAUUUUUUACAUCGUGCGGAAAACGGCUCACAAAAGCAGAAGACGAAACGCUACCAAUAAUGAAAAUAUACAAAACAAUCAUGAGCGGCGAUCGAUGUCGUUCAGAAAUCAAGAAGAGGAACUAUCGGUAUUAGGUUCGAGCUGCGCGGCGAGUGUCCUGUGCGCGAACUUUUCGAAACGAGGCAUAACUCCACCGAAUCGUCUCAACAGAUCUCGUACUCCUUCAAGAUCAGCGAUGGAGGAAUCCUUCUCGGAACAGCCGUCGUCGGAACAAAAUUCAGCCAGGGAGGGAGAAGGAAUCGAAGAAUACAAUAAUGAGAUAUGUAAAACGGAGAAAUUGAAGAAGGACGAUGAGGACCAAAAGGUUGACCAGUCUGGUAGUCGCAAUCUUCCGAAAAUCGUCCAAGUCUCUGACAAAGCGACACCGAGUUUGGAACUGAGGAUAGAUGACAUACCCUACGUGGAUGAUUUGGAACCCUCGGAAACCGUGAACAGCGACCGAACGGAGGCAAAGGAAUCUAGUGGAAGAGUCACCGUGAACGCGCGAAAGAGACUGGAAAGAAUAGCCAGCAGAGCUUCGUUCAUGAUUGAGUCGGCUCUCUGGGUUCAAAGAUUGAACUCGAAGACGUCAACGGGAAGCGAUCGACUGGAUAGUUCGAGAUCGGAAUCUCCGGAUCGAUCUUCUAGGAGAAGGCCAACGAUCUUUCGAAGGGAAUCGAGAUUCAGGAGCCUGAGGAGGCUCAAGAACCCGGACACUCCAAGAAUGAGUAACAAGGAUAAGAAACUGUUGAAAAUGAUUCUAGUAAUUUUCUCAUCGUUCCUCGUUUGCUAUUUACCGAUCACUGUCACGAAGACCUUCAAGGACGCGAUCGAUUGGCGAGGAUUAAACAUCGCGGGAUACAUACUGAUUUAUUUGACCACUUGCAUAAAUCCUGUGGUUUACGUGGUGAUGAGUUCCGAGUAUAGGAGUGCCUAUAAAAAUGUGUUGCUCUGCAGGAACGAUUCAUCGGUGAAAAGCUCGAACAGGAAGUCGCCGGGAUGAAGAGUGUUUCGUUUUCCAUUUCAAGUAUUUAGCUUUAUUAUUUAGUUUUGCUCUAUUCCAUAAAAAAGUCAAACUGUACUUUGAAGUAUUUUCAGUAAUUUAUAAUUUCAUAAGUAAGUCUGCUGAUUAAGGAUGUACUGGCUAUACAGUCAAUCCCAAAAGUU
This is a messenger RNA of Ceratina calcarata, 2764 nucleotides long. RefSeq names its product G-protein coupled receptor moody. Gene Ontology annotation, cellular component: membrane. Bases 885 to 2600 code for a protein of 571 amino acids. Gene Ontology annotation, molecular function: G protein-coupled receptor activity. NCBI's taxonomy places the organism in Eukaryota, Metazoa, Arthropoda, Insecta, Hymenoptera, Apidae. The transcript is spliced from 5 exons. Gene Ontology annotation, biological process: G protein-coupled receptor signaling pathway. The record is from RefSeq and is a predicted model, not a curated record.